CCUGUCGCGAAGUAACCCGUUCUCUACAAGAUAUAAAUAAGGAUCCAUUUUGCACUCAUCUUUUAAAAAUUCAGUUUUUUAAGCCUUAUUUUUAAAUUUUAUUGAUAAUAAAAGUUUUAUACAAAGUUUUCACAGAUUUAUUCUGUCUUAUUCUUUUGUUAUCUUUGUCUUAUCAACAGCUCUCUAGAAAACUGCCAAAAUCAAUGUAUGCAUCAAAUCUUCGGUGGACGACCUUUCACCUCAAACAAAGUAAUAUUGCAUCUAACAAAUUUACCUAACAUAAAAGAUCGUAUCUCAAUAUUCCAAGUACAAUUUCUUUUCAGAUCCUCCUUUCUACCAAACGAUGCAUUAUUGACGAAAUUGCUAUCAUACAUACAUAGAUUAUCUCAAACUAAACCGAAAUGGUCCCAACUAUCCAAAUCUCCUCUAUGGAUAUCAGUUUGCAAUGAAAAUCUUAACACUACGUCUGAUAAGGAUUUUAGUAGAAAACGAAAAGGAUUCCUACUUGACAACUACCACUCAAAAUUACAAAAACAUUCGAAACUUCUAUCCCAUUGUCGUAAUAAUCUGAUUGUCGACCCUAUUCUUACGAUACCAAUGACAAGAAGUGAACGGUUUCGUUGCGUGCGAUGGCGACUUGGUUGGUUACCUCUUGGUAAACCCAAAGCCUGCCCCUUCCAUCCAAAUGAACUCUUCACACGCUCACAUAGUUUUUCUUGUUUGCAUAUGCAUAACCGCCUUCAGAUACCCCAAAUCUAUUGA
Molecule: messenger RNA, 762 nt
Organism: Cokeromyces recurvatus
Lineage: Eukaryota; Fungi; Mucoromycota; Mucoromycetes; Mucorales; Mucoraceae
Exons: 3
Coding region: 208-762 (184 amino acids)
Source: RefSeq, a predicted model, not a curated record